UGUGAGCUCUGUAAUAAAAUCGAGUAACCAAUGGUACUAACAACAAAGUUGACUUUAACAAUCGCAAAUAUAACACGCGUUCGAUGGGCUACCUCUUAAAUGAAUUAAUUGGAGAUACAUAAAAGAAGCAUUAUCGUCUGAUUUAGGAAUGUUGUGUCAAACAUUCAAGAUUUAGUUGACUAGGCAUUAAGUAACCAUGUCAACUCAUUAUUCGUAGUCAACGACGCGUUGACCGAUUGUUGAAUUUGAAUGACGGAUUCAAAAGCUGUCAGAGCGCGAAAAUAUUCGAAUUAUAGUCAAAAAACGAUUCGUCAGGUGUCGGCACCAAUUGGCCACCAAGCAUUUCAAAUUGUUGAAAUGUCAUAUAUGUAUGUAUGUAUGUGAAAUGUACGGUACAUGUGUAGACUAUCAUCACUGUCACGGAACGCUCAAUCAGCUCAAAUAUUGUGUCUUUGAUAUGUACGAAACACAAUAUUAGAAUGCCGAGACUUCGGAGGUGCGAUUUAAUUGAAAAGAUAGCGAACUGUAUGCGGUGAUACAAUCUAUGCAUGCACAGCAAUAUUAGUUGAGUAAACAUCGAUAUGAAGAGCAAGGUUAAAUUCAUUAAAAAAGGAUCAACAAUACUAACAGCCAAACCCUUUGCAUAUGUUCUCAAAUCCGAAUUUAGAAAUGACAGAUGCAAUAAUUGCCUGCAAAGUGGAAAGCUCUUGAAAUGUUCAGCAUGCCAAUGUGUCUAUUAUUGCGAUCAACACUGUCAGAGAGAAUCAUGGGGCGUUCACAAAUUCGAAUGUUCAAAUUUAAAACGUAUAUCUCCAAGAGUGAUUCCAGACGCAGCACGAUUAAUGGCUCGAAUAAUUGUGAAAUUAAAUAAAGCGGGGGGAGAUGAAAAGGGCUACUACACAGAGACGAAUUUCAGAAUGUUUAAGGAUCUCAUGUCUCAUUAUUCCGACCUUAAACAAGAUGCGAAACGCAUGGAACACUUCACUUCUCUUUGCGGGGUUUUAUUCGAAUUUCUCAGAGGAACAACUUUGCCAAAUUCAGCCGAGUUGAUGGGUAUCUAUGGCAGAAUUUGUGUUAACUCCUUUAAUAUAUUAGAUCAAGAGAUGAACAGCAUUGGGACAGGAAUAUACUUAGGACCUUCGAUUAUGGAUCACAGUUGUAAGCCAAAUGCAGUUGCAGUUUUUGAAGGGACUACAAUUAUUGUCAGAGCCUUAGAAGAUAUGCCACGGUUAGAUUGGUCUCAGGUAAGAAUUUCUUACAUUGACUUGCUCAAUUCCACCGAAGAAAGGCAAGCUGAACUAUUGGCUGGAUAUUAUUUUCGAUGCAACUGCGAACGUUGUAUAUCGGAUGAGCCAAUGAUUACGGCUGCUGCUUGUCCAUCCUCUUCAUGCAAUGCUCCUUGCUCAGCAUCAGAAAAACACUGUGUGAAAUGUGGAGAAAAUUUCUCUGAAGAAUUUGAACAAACAUUCAAAGAAGUUACCGCCUUCACAGUCCAUCAUUUACAGAGCAUGAAAACUAUGGCUUAUCUUGAUGUCAGUAAAAUCUGUCUGAAAAGACAGGAUGGAGUCUUACAUUCCCUCAACUUACAGCAUGUACGUACACUAGAUGCUGCUUUUGAGGCAGCAGUAAAUCUAGGUGCUUCUUGGGAAGAUGCUGAGCAGUACGGUUUGAAUCUGAUUCCAGGAUAUCUGUUGUACUACGGAAAUUUACAUCCAUUAACAGGGUUGUUGUACUUGAAAUUGGGAAAAAUACAAUUAUACUUGGGCAAAUCUCUUGAAGCAGUAGAUACGCUGAAAACUGCUGAAUCGGUUUUGAAUAUCACGCACGGCGAACAACAUUCGCUUGUGAAAGAUCAUCUGAGGCCAUUACUUUAUCAAGCAAUUUGUGAAUCUUCUAAAUAAAAUAAACGUUUUUAAAAUGUCCUGGAAAUUUAGUAUCCAUAUCAAUUUUUUAGAGACCAAGUUGCUCCAGAUGUAACAAAUAUUUUCCGACACAAAAUUAAUAUCUAAUCAUCAAAUGACCGAAUAAUUGGCCCUCUUAAACCUGUGAAGACCGACUCUCAAACAAUAGCAAUCAACUCGAUCAAAUAUCGUGACGAUUGAAUCUCUGGCAAUGAAAAUGGACUGCAUUCGAUUUGUUGUACGUACCAAAAUGUGAAAGGUAACUGAACAGUCAUUUUUUCAUACAUGCAGGCAACAUGUUGCAUGAUUCAAAUACAAAAGUUUCUAAUUUCUCAUUAAUGUAUUCGUAUGUUGCGUUUAUGCACCAUAAUUUUUUUGACCAGCUUAUAGAAAAUUCACGGAAAUAGAUACCUAAAAGGCGAAUAAUAUGUUUCAAAAGGGGGAAGGGUUGGAAAAAAGUUUACAAGAUACUGAUUUACUGAAAAAAUGUUUAUUAUGUGAUACUGAUAGAUCUUGCAUACUCGCAAUCAUACAAUAAUUAUUGUACAUGCUAUGCCACAAUAACAAUAGUAACUACACUGGCACUCACGCACACGCUCUCCUUGAGCCUCACAAAUAUUUUCAAAUGUAUUCGAUUAGUACUUCAAUGGAACAUAUAAAAUAAUCAAAAUAAAUUAACAACACACUGAAAUAUUUCAAAGGAAUUGAAUUUCAACUCCUAUAUGGCAAUAUUUCAAAAAGGAAACAUUGCCACCAUGUGUUUCUAGUUUUCUAUGAGGGUGCGGAAGGUCGACAUUUCCUUUUAGCAAAUACAGUUCAAAGUAAUACAACGAUUUCACAGAAUUACCUCGCGCCCUCAUUGCCUAACAAUAAAGUCAAGUCCAGUUCCUUCAUUUUCGA
Athalia rosae (coleseed sawfly) is the source of this 2801-nucleotide messenger RNA. RefSeq names its product histone-lysine N-methyltransferase SMYD3 (gene Smyd3). The record is from RefSeq and is a predicted model, not a curated record. Lineage: Eukaryota; Metazoa; Arthropoda; Insecta; Hymenoptera; Athaliidae. The transcript is spliced from 6 exons. Bases 582 to 1901 code for a protein of 439 amino acids. Gene Ontology annotation, molecular function: protein binding. Gene Ontology annotation, cellular component: nucleus.